AUGGUGGAUGCAGCAACCUCACACCACGACAAGCCGAAUCUUCGAUGGGAUGCUCUCACACCAACCAUCAUCACGACGGCACUGGCGACAGCUGUGGUGAUGUUGCGACUUGUCGUGCGAUGCAAAUUUGUCAAGGCAAUAGGAUUCGAUGAUUUUGUCAUCGUGGUGUCGCUUUUCCUUUCCUGGAUCGUCCUUGGUCUUACCGUGGCCAUGGUCGUCACAGGCUUUGGCAGCUACGCCUGGUCCAAUCCUCUCGACAUUCGGCACACGACAGCCAAACUCUUCCUCAGCUGGAAUGUCCUCUACGUCGUCCUUAUCCAUGUCACCAAAGCAUCCAUCCUGACGCAAUAUCUGCGAAUCUUUCCCACUCGUACAAUGCGACGUCUUACAUGGCUCCUCUUCGCGACUCUACUGCCAUCGCUCUUCUGGGGUGUGUUUGCCUCCAUUUUCAUCUGUAAUCCGGUCAAGAAGGUCUGGCGACCGAUGACACCGGGCCAUUGUCUAGGUACGAGGACGUAUUGGUUGAGUGUGACGAGUGUCAAUAUCGUCCUCGACUUUGCAGUGCUUGCAUUGCCGAUACCAGUCAUUUCGCGCCUGAAGUUGCCACGAAGACAGAAGAUUGCACUGGUAGGCGUCUUCUUACUGGGCUUCUUCACCUGCGCAGUCUCGAUUGUCAGAUUGGUCGUAGUACACAAUGCGUAUGCUCGACACAAUUACACAGCAUCAUCAGCAGAGGCGGUGACAUGGUCUAUGGUCGAAGCCAAUGUCGGCAUAAUAUGCGCGUCAUUACUCGCCCUCAAACCACUCAUCACAUUCUUCUUCCCACAGGCUACGAAAGAACGCCAACCUCCUCGAUGGAGUCUUACGCUCGACACGAUAUCCACGAUGGCACCCUCCGAGCCUGACGUCGAGAAAGGACCAGUUCGAGAACAGGCUUCAGCAAGACCAAUGGUCAGUGACGAGAGGCUGGAAAAAAUAGCAGAGGAGCUUGAAGACUCGGACGAGCUCACGCUUGUGGGCACAAGACAGAGCUACAUGGGCUCGGACGCCAGAAGAGUAAGGACAAAGAGCUGGAGUGAGCAGACGAUACUUGACAUGGAAGGUGUGAUAUCCAGACCAGAGUCAGCGGCUACGAGCCCACUGACUGCACACAUGCUGGGAGAAGAGGUUGAAGCGCGAGAGCAGAGAGCGGCGCUUGAUCUGCGGAGAGGGUCGAAACCUGGGAAAGGCUAUGACAAGUGAAGACUGUGAUUAGC
Messenger RNA from Aureobasidium pullulans EXF-150, 1256 nucleotides. RefSeq lists its product as uncharacterized. Lineage: Eukaryota; Fungi; Ascomycota; Dothideomycetes; Dothideales; Saccotheciaceae. Bases 1 to 1242 code for a protein of 413 amino acids. The record is from RefSeq and is a predicted model, not a curated record. The transcript is spliced from 3 exons.